UUUCGAUUAUUAGCUUGACGUUUACGCCUUCAUCUUUUUGGAUACGGAAAAGUAAACAUUUUAAAAUCAUGAACUAGAAUUCUGUAUAGAUUUAGUCUACAUCUAGAUCUAUUAGACUCUAGAAGAUUGCAAUGUCAUCUUGACUCUAGGACUUCAAUACACUCAGUUAGACUGCAGUUCAGACACUUCCAGAAUUUGUCUAUAUAGACAUCUAAUCUAGAUCUAGUAAUCUAGACUCAGAUCUUAUCUAGAUGAUAGAUCAUACUCAUAAUGGUGGCUACAAGUAAUCAACUGAAUAACCAACUGGAAGAGGAUCCUGUUUAUGAUGUUGUCAUUGUGGUGGAGAAAACAGCAAAUUUAGUUCCCUAUCUGGAUGAAUUAAAAACAGCAUAUCUUAUUCCAACAUUAGAGCACUUCAAUGGAGGUCCACCUAGUCCCAUUGAUACUGGACAUGAUUACAACUGUACAUUGUACUGCUUGGUCACCUACACUGCUGGGGACACAGCUCCAGAAAUGGCUUCAGAGUGUUUCUUCCCCACAACAAGCACUCAUGAGUUUCUACAAACAUUUGAUAAUUUACAAUUUAUUGGAGGUGCUGGUCAAAGUUGUAGUCAUGUGUCUGAGGGCUUAAGCACUGCGUUACAAUGUUUAGACGAAAUCAAACAGUUGAGGUACUCAGGGAAGCCAACUCAACGUCACUGUAUUCUUAUCUGCAAUUCACCACCAUAUCACAUAACUGCUGAGGAAAGUCAAGAUUACAGAGGUUACAACAGCGAACAGUUGGCCAGCAUGAUGGGAAAGCGUGGUGUAAAUCUGUCGAUUAUUUCUCCAAGGAAGAUUCCAGCUUUACAGAAACUUUUUAAUGAGGCAUGUGCUGGUGAUAAUUUUCACAAUGUUCCUCAAGCUCAUUAUGCUGUUGACCCCCGACAUCUUGUGUUACUUAAAGGUUUCCAGCUUCAGGAACGUUCUAUCAGUCCUAAAUUUGAUGAGAAAAAGCUUCUAUUAAAUGUACCAAGUCCUCUAAUGACAGAACCUUUAAAAGCAGUGGAAUCCAAUUUUAAAAAGCCUCCUACUAAUCAAACUGGCCUACAGCAGCCUUCACCUCAGCAUGUGGCCCAUGUCAUACAGCCCAAUGUGAAUCCUAUCUCUCAAACCUCAACACUGCCUAUGGGAAUGCAACAGGUAACCAGUCCACAGUCGUCUGUGGCUAACACUGGAAACUUAGCAGCAAGUAUGGACUUAAUGGGUAUUCCCAUGGGUCCUGGACUUAGCAAACAGCCCAUGAUGGUUCAGAUGAGGCCACAGCCCAUUCCUCAAUCUAAAGCUCAAGUAUCAACAAUGACUGUACAAGGCAACAUGCAACAGAGACUGCGCCAACAGCAACCGCAACAACAGGAUCCAAACCUUAUGAUGCGUCAGCCCAUGUCCAGUACCUCAGGUCCUACUGGAAUGAUAAAUGUGCAGCAAUCUGGCCCACUCAUGAGUCAACACAUGUCCCAGCAAGGGAUGAACCAGCAGGGUAUGAUGGUAUCUCAAGGGCCCUCUAACAUGAUGGCUCACAUGCAGGGUCCCCAGAACCCUUCUGCUAUGCAGCAACAAGUAGUCGGCUCCCAGAAUGUGUCUACGAUGCCGCAGCCAGGUACACAAAAUAUGGGUAUGAUAGGCCAGAGCAUGCAGACCCAACCAAUGAUGCAGCCAGUAGGCUCUCAGAACCAAGGCAUGAUGCAGUCCAACAAUGCCCAGAACCAGGGCAGCAUGAUGUCCUCUGGGGGCAUCCCAAGCCCAGGGAUGCUGCAGGGUGUAGGCCAAAAUACAGGCAUGAUGCAGAGCUCAGGGUCACAAAAUUCAGGCAUGUUGCACUCUUCUAACUCCCAGAAUUCUGGAAAUAUGAUGCAGAAUCCAAAUUCUGGUAUGAUGCAGAAUCCUAACUCUGGCCUGAUGCAGCAAGGAACUGGAGUUGGGAAUCUUCAGCAGCAAUCCCAGAUGCAACAACAAUCUCAAAUGCAACAGUCUCAAAUGCAACAGCAGCAGUCCCAAAUGCAACAGCAGCAGUCCCAAAUUCAACAACAGCAGCAAUCUCAAAUUCAACAGCAGACUCAAAUACAACAGCAGUCUCAACAAAGUCAAGUCUCCAGUUCUCAGAAUUUAUUCCCAUUUGGCCAACAGGGUAUGCAGCCAGGAUUUAUUAGUGAUGUGUCUGGACAAAACCCUUUAGCAAACGUAGGACAGCUGCCCAUGGUUCCUGGACCUACAGACAGAAGAAUUAUUUGGAGUGGUACCAUGGAGUAUCAAGACAGAAAUGUUCAGCCCAACAACCAGAGAAGUGUCACUUUCUUACUGAACUGUAAUGUCUCUGUAGAUGUACAAGACAUGGAUAUAAGCACAGCAGACUGGCCUCAGAAAUUGAAUAUCCAGUUGUUACCCCAACCCAUGUUGGCUGGACUACAGCAGCUGUGCAAAAAUUCCAGACAAGUAUUUUUCCACUUUCCCAACAACAAUGCUAACCAGAACCCAUCGGCACUGCAGAAUCUUUACACUUUGAUGGGUCAUGGGUUUGCUGGCUGUGUUAGAUUUCCUCCACAAUCAGAUACUAAAAUCAUAUUGCUGAUGUACAGUGCCAAGAAAAAGUCUUUUAUUGGUCUCAUCCCCAAUGAUCAAAUGGGAAUAGUACAGGGGAUUAAAACUGUGGUGGCCAGGUACAGGCAGAAGCAGCAGCAACAGGUGAAUGCCAUGGCUGGUGUCAAUGCUGGAAACAGUGGACAAGGAAUGGCCAACCAGGUAAUGGCUCAAGGGCCUAACAAUGCAGCUGUACCUAUAGGAGGAACUGGAAUGAUGCAAUCUCAGAUGCCAAUAGCAGUAAACACUGCUCAGCAACAAGUGUCACAGCAGUCACAACAGCAAACACAACAACCACCACCACAACAGCAGCAGCAGCAACAACAGCAGCAGCAGCAGCAGAGCCAGCUUCAACAGACAGACAGUGCUGCAGCACGCCAAACUAACUUGAUGAUACAGUCCCUGCCAAACGAUCUUCAACCUGGGAAGUCUAGAGAGAUGCCUUUCCAGCAGCAGCCUGGGCCAGGCGUAGACCAGAAGAAGAUGAUCCUUCAACAGCAGCAGCAGCAACAACAACAAGUCCAACAGCAACAAAUGAUGAAUGACGGGCAUAUGUAUUACCCAGGCCACCAUCACUAUCUGUACCAUGCACACAGAGCUAAGCUGCAACAGCAACAGUUACAACGUAUGCAGAUGCAGCAGCAGCAACAACAGCAGAUGACCAACCCACAACUUAGACACCUGUUGAUCAAUACCCAACAACAGCAGCAGCUGCGCCAGCAACAGCAGCAGCAGCAGCUCAUGUUGCAACAGCAGCAGCAGCAGCAAAUGAGAGGAGGCAACCCACAGGCCCAACAAGGUUUGGUGAUGGGUCAACAAGGCAUGCAGGGGGGAGGGAUGGGACAGAUGGCUCCUCAGUCUGGACAGAACUUCAUGGAUGAUUUUAGUAGUAUAGGGGAAAUCAUGUAAGUUUAGAUGAGUCCAAAAAUGGAGGAAUCAAAUGAGUAUAUGUGGGGGAGGGGGAGAUAGGUUAAAAGAGAUGUGAAAGUGAGAAAAAGUUUUUCUUUGUUUUAAUUACAGUCUUUGUGUUUGCAUUUUUUUUUAUGUUGACAGUAGUGUACAUUUUGAAUGGCUUAAGUUGAAAUAAGAAAGAUAAACUGUUCUAUUUAUAUACAAUAUCUUUCUAAUAUUUAUUAGCUACAUUCAAAAUGUCUUACAAUGCUCAUGAAUUCAACCAGCAUAUAUUGAAAUGAACAUUUGUUCUCUUUUAAUAUCAAAAGUUGUAUUUGUUUUGUCUAAAUAACAAAACACAAAAUACAUGUUUAUUUUUGUGCAAUUAACUGGCUCUAUAUUUAAGUUCUGCAGGCAUAAACAAAACAAAAAAAUUAUUGGUCUUCAUUAUUUUUUGGUCACUUAUACAGCUAGUAGCUUUCAAUGUAAACAGUUGUUUUUUUUUACACGUUUCAGAAAAUUGUUGAUUUUUUUCUUUUCAUAUUAGUUAUGUUUUUUUACUGUGUAAAUAGUUUUAAAACAAAAUUAGGCCAAUAGGAUCACUGCAGUUUUCUAUCUAAAGCAAUUGUUCUAUUUAUAUCCUGAAAAAUCCUUUAGCUUUUCUUUUUUUUUAUGAAACAAAAUAUUUUCACAAUGUCUUUGUAAGAUUUGUUGACAAUUUUUUUGGACUUAGCAAUGUAUUAGGAAUGGCAAGUUAAAACUUUGGUUCACAAGAUUUCCCUUUAUUUUGUUGUUAACUUUGCAGCCUAAAGAUGACUGAAGUUCAGUGAGUAAACAUAUAGAGUUGAGCGUGUGCCCUCUCUUCUACAAUGUUUGUAGUUUAGGUUACUCUAUAAUUAUAUUGUUUGUUUUGUUGGUUUUGACCAGCAGUGGAUUAGGACGCAAAGAUUAGUGAAACCAAAUAUUUUGAAGUUGUUAUCUGUGUGAUAAUUUCUGAUGAGGUUUUGUUAGCUAAUUUGUAUUUGUAAAAGGAGUUUAUAUUAUUUGUUGUAUACAACUCUGUUGAUCUGAUGUAGUAGUCUCUUUUGUUGAAAUGGGAGAAGUGUUCUUGUUUAACUUUCAGCUCAAACAGUCCUAGACCAGGCUUUGUUGACCUCUCUUUAAGGAAAUUAUGAAGCUGUAAAAGUGACUUAUCUUAUUCAGGCAAUCUAGUUGCAAUGAAAAGAUGUGGGUCUGGGAUUCCUGGGUCUGAAGUCUACUUUUAUACUCUCUACUUCCUUCAGCCCUCUACGGGCAGGUCUCUGUUUCAGGCAAAAGUUGUAUGAUCAUUAUGCUUGAUCAUUUGACUGUGAUGCACUAAGCACUAUCAUUGUAAUCUAAAAGAAUGGUUUGGUCCCAUUAAUAAUCUAGUAACGCACCUUUCAUUUUAGCUACAAAGCUUCUAGCAACUCACUCUGUCUGUCUGGUACAAAUUGUGUUCACAUUAUUUCACCAACUUCCCAUUCUCAGAUCAAGUGGAAACUUUGCACAUUUUUUCAUUGUUCUUAACAAAACAGGAAUCAAUUUUUAAAAAUUACAAAUUAAUUAGUGGUUAUUAAUUAAUUCUGUUUGAUAUAGAAAAUGGGAAAUAAAUUUUACAGUAUUAAUGUCUUUAACUGCAAAUGUGCAGUUCUUUCCCGUAUGUAAGUGGUUUUUUUUUUUUUGGUAAGUACUUUUUUUUUUAUCUUGCUUUUUCUCUUGUGCCCAUUUGUUAGCUGAAGAGCCACAUGAUUUAAUUCCCGCUUCUUUUCCUCAGAUUAAGUGUGGGUACUGUCACUGCCCUUACUCUGUCUCUGUAUUUGCUAUUAGCGUUAAACAUUAUUUCCAGCAACAUUGGUCUAUUACUGUAUGUGUUCGUUGUGCUUAUGUUAUGGUAAGGGUUAAGUUUGUCUAUCAUCUGCCUGUGAAACACUUUCAUGGGCUUUAUUGGAUCUGAUAUGGAAUGUGUCAUUGGGUGUAAACAGUAGAACUAUUGUAUUUGAAAGUUGUCCUUCUGAAGUGGACUGGGGGAGUAGAACAAAACCUGAGGAUUUGUUGAGUGGAUGGAGAUUGAAUUGUGUUGAUUGACUUUUAUGAGAAAGGAACCACACUAACUUGGGCUAUGUAGUCAUGUUGGGGUCACUAUUCUCUGUAAAUAGCUAGCACUACCUGUGUAUACAUAUAUAUAUAUUCUCCCCAUCGGUUAUUUUUUGUUUUAUCUGAUGUGAAUCAACUUAAAGUUGGCUAGUGAAAAAUGUGAGUUGUAUUAAGUCAUACAGAGCUUGUCACAAACACAAACAAAUAAACAAAAAUAGUGAAUCAAUAAA
Molecule: messenger RNA, 5852 nt
Organism: Biomphalaria glabrata
Lineage: Eukaryota; Metazoa; Mollusca; Gastropoda; Planorbidae
Product: mediator of RNA polymerase II transcription subunit 25-like
Exons: 25
Coding region: 271-3525 (1084 amino acids)
Biological process (GO): positive regulation of transcription by RNA polymerase II
Cellular component (GO): mediator complex; transcription regulator complex
Source: RefSeq, a predicted model, not a curated record